CAAUGCCAUGUAUUUCUACCCGAUAUAUAAAGCAUUACAAUUACAUGAAUAUCAUAGUGACACGGACGUUCACAGUUUCGUGGUCUGGCUUAAGUUCUGUUACGAAUCCUAGCAUUGAUUUUAGCUUAUGAACUCAUUUUUCCCACUUUAUCUUUUCUAUACAUAGUCUAACUUUCACCCCCGACGCAACAGCUGUCAACUGCAGCACUUUUACACUGUAAACUUUCAUUUACAGUGAAGACAAAUGCAAUAGAAAUUAUUUAUGAGGCUCAAGGUGGAGAAAAUUGCGAAACGGAUCGUACGCUCUUCGUAAUAAUAUUUCUUCAUUAGUAACUGAGAUGGGAUUGUUUGCUUUAAACUAAUUCAAGCUGAGUUCUGGUAAUUUUGAGUGAGCUAUACAUAAUUCAGAGGAAGCUAACGACCUACUGUGAACACCCUAAAGGAGUGUUUCACACGAGCGAAUCAGAAACGUUGUUACAUUAGCCGUUAACAAAAGUGACUGUUUGAUAUCUCUAGAAUAAAGGCUUGUCUAAAAACGCGGACCAGUUAGAUCGGCGAAGAAAAUCGUGUUGACAAUGAAACUUUUAUAGCGAGUCUGUUCAAUGGACUGGAACUUGCAGAGGGGCAAAAACUUGUCUGUACCCAGACUAAAACGGAGAAAAUAGAGUAGAGUUCGCUUCAUGUUGGCGAUGGAGUACAACUUGUGGAAAGACGCAGACAUUAAGCUUUACGGCUCGGAUGGAGAUGAACCCGUCAAGGACUGGAAAGGAAGUUUUAACAGUGAAGGAAUACAAGCGUGGAGAAUCACAGAAGAUGAUGUCGAAGAGUGGUGCUUAGCUAAGGAAGGGAAGUUUUUCAGCGAGGAAGUGUAUAUAGUGCUAAACUGUACCUAUCUUAAAACAUCAGCAACGACCGCUUACGAUAUUCACUGCUGGGUAGGAAAGCAAGCCUCUUCUAAGUUGUACAAAAGAGGUUUAUACAAUGCCAUCGCUUUGGAUGAUGCGAUGGACGGCAAAGCCCUUGUUCACCGAGAGGUACAGGACUACGAAUCGAAGCGUUUUAUGAAUUAUUUUGAGGCCUUUACUGUGUUAAAAGGAAAAUCAGACGAGAUGGUCGAUUGUGACUUGUCCUCUACCUACAAGGAGAGACUUCUCCGUGUGUCAAGACCAACAGCUGGCGGGAAAAUUUGCGUGCGAGAAACCGCACUGAAGAGAGGAGCAUUGGUCUCAAAUGAUGCUUUUAUACUUGACAGAGGAACGAAGAUUUUCCAGUGGUUUGGUAUGUUCACUGAUAAAGAUCCAUCAGAGAAAGGCUUAAGAUGCAAAGUCAAUAAUUAUGUCUCACAAAUGAAGGUGGAUCGAAAAGAGACAGGCAUUGCCGUGAGAGUUGUCGAUGAAGGCGAAAAAACAAAACAUGAUUCUAUGUACGAUGCGUUCCCGAAUGUUGCUAAGAAGCGUAAACCCUCAAGACAAGAGUCAUUUGUAUUUCUGGGACAAAAGAAGAUGAUGUUUAAAGUUAGCGUAAAAUCGGAUCCUCCGUUGGAAUUGGAAUUCAUACCAGUGGCAGAAGGAGCUGAUGUUUGUAGCAGUAAAAUGAAAUCUUCAGAAGUGAAUAUUGUUGACGUGCGGUUUGGGAGGAGGGAUGCAGAGGAUCAUUUGUUUAUCAGGAUUGGUGAUGACUGGAGUGGCGACAAAAAAAGCGGUCUGAUCUAUGGACACCAUUAUCUCAAGCAGUGUCCAGAGUUGGACCAACAUCCCACCAUCGCCAUCACUGUAGUCAAAGAAGACCAGCUAUCUACUCAACUAAAUUCCGCAAUAAACUCAUAGUUCAGUUUCAAUUGAGUCAUUUGAGGCAGCUUUGAGACAAUUCACCGAAACAGUAGUUAGUUUACAACAAAAUGGUCGAGGUUCAUGUCGCAUUCACUUAUAUACUGUAGUCCUGUCGGUUUCAGGUGUGCAUUUGAUUGUAUUGUAGCAAUAAUAGACCAAAUGUUACAAUAUUGUGCAAAGUUAGAUUAAAAUACAAUUGAAAACUAGUGAGGAUAAUAAAAGAAUUUAAACGCAAGAAUUUAUGUAUUAUGCAUUGUACAAGACUCAGUCAUAAACAUAAUGGCAGAAAGCGGCUGAGCACAACAGUUCAAGUGUGGCUGAAAAACAUAAAGUCUGGAACUUCUUUGAUCCCCAACCAUUUGUCAACGUACAAAUUCUCCUCGAUGAUAAAUCUAUGUAUUUUUUAUAGUACCAGUUGGAAUAAUUUGUUGAAAUAUCAAGACUAUUGUUCUUUUGGUCAUGACCUUUAAGCUUGUUUCGUGUUAGCAAUAAUAAUUGGACGGAGUGGAGUAACAUUCCGAGGGGAAAAUGGAUUUAUAGAAUUUCAAACCUUUCGUCCAGUUUUUAACAAGCUCAACAAACAAUUGUUGCAACUGUUUAUUUGGAAGGACCAAACAUUGAAAAAAAGGGAAACAAAUUUAAACAAAUACAUAGCCUGAAAUAAAAAUUCAUGUUUGCACUAAA
Molecule: messenger RNA, 2513 nt
Organism: Orbicella faveolata
Lineage: Eukaryota; Metazoa; Cnidaria; Anthozoa; Scleractinia; Merulinidae
Product: gelsolin-like protein 1
Biological process (GO): actin polymerization or depolymerization
Cellular component (GO): actin cytoskeleton; cytoplasm
Molecular function (GO): actin filament binding
Source: RefSeq, a predicted model, not a curated record